AACCCAAAAAUUCUUCUCCUCGUGCCUCUAAUUUGCUGCAGAAAAAGAAUGGAACCUGUUGGAGCAGUUUCUGAAGGGGAAUGGGGCUCCUUUUAUGGAAUGUACUCCGAAGAGGCUGAUUUUAUGGCACAGUUGCUUAAUAACUACUCACUCCCAAAGGAGUUACCCAGCGGUUCUAACUCUACAAUUUCCUCCAGUUUUUGCCCUUCUCCUGAAUCGACCGUGAAAGUUUCCGGGAUUGAUGAGAGUGCAAUGUGCUCAUCAGGUGAAAUUAAUAAUGCUAGUUUGUAUUCCUUUUUGCAACAGAGCAGUUACAGUGGAGGCAGUGGCAUUCUUUUUCACUCUUCGAAUCCUGAAGGCUACUACCACAGUGACUCUGAUCAAGUUUUAGCGACUAAUAAUAAAUUGAUGUCAAUCGAUUGUUGGACGGUAGAGGGUAAAGACAAUAGAUACCGAGUUCAAGCACUCACAAACGAUGCAAUGAACGACCAGGAUAUGAGCAAUGACAGUAUAGAGUUGAAUGAAAACCUGCCAGAAACUGUUUUUCAAGGGAAGGGUUUGCGGCUUGGGAGGGAGCAUGGAAUGCCAACAGCACAGCCGUGCGAGGAGGAUAAAGUCAAUAGCUCUUUGGAGACUUCCAAGAAAAGACCACGGAUCCCCGGAGAAGUCCAAAAGAACAAGAGAUGCAUGACGAAGAAGAAGAGGGUUUCGAACCUUGACAAUGACGAAGAUAACAAUAAUAAUGCUGUGCUACACAGGCAAAGCUCAAGCAGCUGCUUCUCAGAGGACGAAUCUAAUGCUUCACACGAGUUGAACGGAGGAUUGGCUUCGAGCUCAAACUCAAAGGGAAGUGGAAAGACACGAGCCAGUAGGGGAUCGGCAACUGAUCCUCAGAGCCUCUAUGCCAGGAAAAGAAGAGAAAGAAUAAACGAGAGAUUGAGAAUCUUACAAAACCUUGUCCCCAAUGGAACUAAGGUAGAUAUCAGCACAAUGCUUGAAGAAGCCGUCCAAUAUGUGAAGUUUUUGCAACUUCAGAUCAAGCUUUUGAGCUCUGACGAUCUAUGGAUGUACGCACCUAUUGCCUACAAUGGAAUGGACAUUGGACUUGAUCUCAAGAUUGGCAUCACAAAAUCAUGAUCCUGUAAAAUGAAGGCACAAUGGAGCCUGAUUUUCUGUGAA
Molecule: messenger RNA, 1179 nt
Organism: Olea europaea var. sylvestris
Lineage: Eukaryota; Viridiplantae; Streptophyta; Magnoliopsida; Lamiales; Oleaceae
Product: transcription factor bHLH85-like
Exons: 5
Coding region: 49-1137 (362 amino acids)
Biological process (GO): regulation of transcription by RNA polymerase II
Cellular component (GO): nucleus
Molecular function (GO): protein dimerization activity; RNA polymerase II cis-regulatory region sequence-specific DNA binding; DNA-binding transcription factor activity, RNA polymerase II-specific
Source: RefSeq, a predicted model, not a curated record